This is a messenger RNA of Penicillium paradoxum, 2169 nucleotides long. RefSeq lists its product as uncharacterized. Gene Ontology annotation, molecular function: zinc ion binding; DNA-binding transcription factor activity, RNA polymerase II-specific. NCBI's taxonomy places the organism in Eukaryota, Fungi, Ascomycota, Eurotiomycetes, Eurotiales, Aspergillaceae. The transcript is spliced from 6 exons. The coding region runs from base 1 to 2169 and encodes 722 amino acids. Gene Ontology annotation, biological process: regulation of DNA-templated transcription. The record is from RefSeq and is a predicted model, not a curated record.
AUGGGUCGCAAACCGAAUCAACUCAUCCUCGAGUUCUUCCACCGAGGUCCCAAGCUGGAAGACGCGAGCAAUCGAUACCAACACACAUGCAAGGCCUGUGGUGAAGUCUUCCCCAAGGGUCGCAUUGACAGCCUCACCAACCACCUGGUGAAAAAGUGCCAGGCAAUUCCUCUCCGAGACCGUCAACGCGUGUUGAUGCGACUCCACGAACUCCCGGACUUUCCUGAAGGUGACUCAAACAAGGAUUCAACCUCUGGAAACAAGGGCAAGUCUGCCGACGGUGGCUUUCCUAAUCGACAGAACUUUGAUGGCCUGAAUGUGUUGGCCGAGGCUUCACGACAGGUGGGCGCCUCAGACGUGACCAAGCGGGGUCCUGGAUACACCCAGUCUGUGACAGCUGGAGGAAAGACUGUCAUUGUAGACCCCGCACUUGAAGCAGAAGGCUUUCAAGGGCAUUCACAAGGACCGGACUCAAAGAUAGAGGGUACGGCAAAUGUUGAGGGAACUCCACAGUCAUCAAAUGCUCCUAGUAUUCCUGCCCUCCCGAGCCAUACUUCUGGCGAGCACCCUGCAUCCAUGUCUCCCCCGCUUGGCGAUGCUUCUAUGUCUCCUGAAUCUACCUCCAACGCACGUCAGUCACAGCUGUCGCUGAUUGCGGCCUCCGCUAGCGAGAUGGUUCCUCAAGGAAUGUCGAUCGAUGGUGAUAACGAUAUGAAGCUGAGUCAAUGGAAUCAACAGCUGUCUACACACGAGCAACUUCUUUUCGACAGCUUGCAUGAACAUGACCCUUCAUUGACAGCUGCCACCCAGCGUGCUGCAUCUUACCCCCGCCCCAUUGCAAUGAACCCGAAUACUCAGACAAAGGGCUUUGUGAACGAGUUUGGGAAUUCAACCAAGCCUAUGAAGCCGAAGGUACGAGGACGUUUCACUGCAGAGCGACGUCGUGAAGUUCAAGAUGUGCGGAAGAAGGGUGCCUGCCUUCGUUGUCGAAUGCUAAAAAAACCAUGCUCUGGCGACACCCCUUGCACAACUUGUGCUAGCGUGGAGAGUGCUCGUCUGUGGAAACACCCGUGCUUGCGUACCCGUCUUUCCGAUGAGUUUGAACUCUACAAUGCCAAUCUCAACUCGACACUUGCCUAUCAUGACACAAACAGCAUUAAGAAUCAAAUUAAAUUUGAUCAUUAUUCCGGUCGCAUUGAAGUUACUCACUUUGAGGAGAGCAACAGCUUCAUGACUUUCAGUGGACUUCAGGGUCAUCGUGCUUCAGUUUCUGCGCUUGACCCCCAGCUCCAAGCCCUUGGUGAUGACCAGUUCUCUGGUCCCCCGCAAGAGGUUUAUCUCCUGGAUGCGGAGUCGGAUGACAUCCCAAGCAAGUUGGAAAUGUACAUCAAGAAGAAUGCUUCUUACUUCUAUGAACGAGAGACGUCGCCUUUCAUGAAGCCCACUUUGUUGCUUGCUGCCGAGAUUAACCAGGAGAAGAAGGAUAUUCUUCUGGAACGCGUGCUGGAGCUGUGGGUCGCUACCCAUAUUCUUGUUGACACUGAGCUCACCUGGAAAACCUACUACAACCCUACUCUGCCCCCAAAUUCGUUGCAUUCCCUUUCACAGCCAUCAGACGAGGGCCGUUUGCCCAUUGAGGAGGUCACUGAUCCGGAGUCAUACGGCCUUCUUUGUAGUCAAUUGCGCGCAGCCAUGGAGAAGCGUGCCUCGCAACUAAGCAAGUUUGUCAUCAAUGACUUGGAACGUCGACUCCUUCAGCGCCAGAAGUGUGGCUGGUUUGAUACUUUCAUCGUGGCAAUUAUUCUUCUCAACUGCGUGGAGCGCACCUGCUGGCUGUUCCGUUCAUGGGACAAUGAAAACUUUUCUCAGCGAUGGCCCCUCGACAAGCGUCCUCCGUAUUACUUCAACCAGUCUGAUCGCUUCGCCGACAUCUUGGAGAUGUUGCUGCGCAUGCGCCACAUACCCCCUAAGGCCACAUUCCGUCCAGACAAUGGCAUUUUGAAGGCAGUUGAUGGCAGCGAUGAGCAUGCUAUCCGCUGGUUUGAUAUGAUCCAACUGACCCCAUACUUCAUCGAAGAGCGCAAGAACGCUGUCUUCGAUCCAUCCGACUCACGCUCGUUGGAUUGCCAUCACAGUGCCAACCUCCUCGAGCCCAACAACGCCACCUAG